CGCCGCAGCGCCUCGCCUCCCAGUCAGUGUGAGGCCGUCGCGGUGUAGGGACGUCGCUGCUACUGCUGGCGCUACUGUUAGUGGUCCUUCGUGGUCUCCUGCCGCGUCGCCGUCUGUAGUGAGAGUGAGGCGCCAAAGAGCGCAUGUGUGAUAGUGUUGAGGGCCCCGCGCCAGACGCGUGAGCCACCAUGCCACUUUUCAAGCCCAGGAAACGUGACGAAGGAAGCAAUGGUGUUGACGACAGUAACGCCCAUCACCCAAGUUCCAGGCCGCCCACGAAUGGCCACACACCGCCUCCCGACCCUCCUGUCACGCGGCCUAAGCUAGUCUUCCACUGCCAGCAGGCGCAUGGCUCCCCCACAGGCAUUAUCUCGGGGUUCACAAACGUCAAGGAACUCUACCAAAAGAUCGCCGAGUGCUACGACAUCCCCACAGAAGACAUCCUGUUCUGCACGCUCAACACACACAAGGUCGAUAUGACCAAGCUUUUAGGCGGGCAAAUCGGCUUAGAUGACUUCAUAUUCGCACAUCGGAAAGGUCGACCGAAGGAGGUGGAGAUAACGAAGACGGAGGACGCUUUGGGCCUUACGAUCACAGAUAACGGCGCCGGUUAUGCCUUCAUCAAGAGGAUCAAGGAAGGGUCCGUUAUAGACAGAAUCAAACACAUUGAGGUUGGAGACCAUAUAGAGAAGAUCGAUGGCAAGUCCUUGGUGGGGCAUCGGCACUACGAAGUGGCCAAAAUGCUCAAGGAGAUUCCUCGUGGAACUACAUUUGUGAUGCGUCUUGUGGAGCCCCUCAAGGCUGGCUUCGCUAACAUCGGGCCAAGAUCUGACCCUCGUUCAGGUAGCAAGAAGGGCUAUGGCAGUGGAAAGCAAACUCUUCGUUUCAAAGCAAAUGGCCAAGCAGAGGUUGAGGAUGCGCCUGAUGAUUUAUCAACAUAUGCUGUUGAUAAAAUCAACUCACUUCUUGAAGGAUUUAUGGGCAUAAACGACAAUGAUUUAGCCUCUCAGAUAUGGGAGUUAGGUCAGCAGAAACAGAACACCAUGGAGUUUGCAGAAGCUGUGGACGAAUCUGACCUGGAGGCAUUUGGGUUCACCGAUGACUUCAUCUUUGAGCUUUGGGGAGCAAUUACCGAUGCCAAGGCUGGUAGACUGAAGAAAUAAGAGUCGGUACAAAUGUCAUAGAUACCACAGGAUCUGGAGAUGAAAAUGGAAUGAGUAAUGCAUAUAGUAUAGUGUAAUGUUUACAAGACUUCCAUGAAUAUUGUGUUUUACAUGAACAUUAUAUGGGUUAUACAAACUUUUAUUGUCCCUCUGAGUAUUGAAUUCAAGCAUAAAUAUGCAGAUGCGACGUGACUGUGUGUGUAAUAUUCAGUGGUUAUUGCAGUUUGAAUCAUAAUCCAGGCACUUCCUAAGGGAGAAUUUCUGGUGUCAAUAAAUAUGAUAAUAUUUUUACAUUAUCUGAUACAGAACACUAGCUAAUUCAAGAAAGUGUUUGCUAUUUAGAGUAGUGAAGCUUUUUCAUAAUGAAAGGCAUAUAUACAUAUCUGUAAUGGAAAGACAAGCUAUCAUGAUAUAACAUCUCUCAAAUGUAAUUUUUAAAAUGUCAAUGCUUGACUGGAAUUAAAGUGACAAUUUAUGAUACCUGUUUAUUUAUGUAUAUCUUACAUAUAUACUUAUUUGAAACAACACCACAAUGCAAAGAUAUUAUGAGUAUUUUAUUUUUGUCUUUUUAAUUAAAGCUGCUCUUGGUGUAUGAUUAUCGUUUUGAUUUUGUACGCGCAGUCCACAGAGACAAUAAGUUCGUUAUACAAGUUGCUUUUCAUGUGACUUUUAUAUAGCCAAGUGAGAAACAUGAUAUACAAUAUUACAAGAUGGUCUACUGAGCCUUGUGGUGUGUGCGAGUGUUUGUCAAGACUUUUUUACUUAAAGAAUGAACUCCUCAUCAUUACUUAGGUUUGAUGUACACGUUUAGGAGAAUCAUUUACACAUCUGUUAGAUUUUACACGAUCCUGAUAAUACCAUAUUGCAGAAUGCAUGUGUGAAUGAAUGUUCUUAAUCAUACAAUCAUGAAGUCACCAGUUGAUUCCGAAUCCUCAUAAUUCACACAAUUAUAUACUGAUUAGUAUCUGCAGAAACAUAAACUGUAAUUAAGAGGCCUAAUUUUAUUCAAAUGUGCUCGAAAGUGAUAGGUACCACUUUCUUCACUUUCUGAAAGCUGGAUUAUGUGGAGCAAAAUUACCUUCUUUAGAUAUCCCCUUCCACUUGAAAACUAGUUACAUCCAAACCUUAUGUAAUGCACAGGAAUUUUGGCCAGUGAUAUUGUAAUAGAAAUGGAAAGCAGUUCACCAACUGGAGGAAAAUGAACUAGGAAAGUAUAAAAUAGUUUGAGAAGGACUGAGAAUGCCUGAGAUGUUAAUGGAAUUCAGUAGCAGUAGCCUGAAGUUAUUGUCAUACUGAUAUAUUUUUUCAUUGACCAAAUAGAAUAUGUUUAUUUGGUUCCUUAAACUUAAAGAUAUUUCCAUACUUUGAAUUCCUAUAUUCUUGAUACUGCUAGCUAGAUAUAGUAUGAAGUGGUGACGUCUGGACAGAUUCAACCUUCAGAAUCCCUUUUUAUUUGAAGUGACGUGUUUGUAUUGCUAGAUAAGAUGAAGAUGUCCUUACCACCAGAUUUCCAAUUCAAGUGUAAAGACAGGCAUAAAUGUAGGGUUAUGUUUUUGAGGAAUGCUGAAUGUUCUAGCUGCUACUCUUGUUUUCAUCUGCUUGAGAACUGACAGGGGACCCUAAAUACUGUAAGAAUGGAAGUAACUAUGUUUUCUUUCCACAAAACUUACUAUUCUUUUCUCUUGUGCUAAAGUAUUACUAUUAUACACUGUGAAAAAAAAACAGUUUAAGUUAAAAAUGCAUACACUCAAAAAUGCCUAAUCAUUUAUGUCAUUAUUUAGAAAUGAUUUCAAAUUUGUCUUAUAGGUAAGGUAAUAUGUAUUUAUGUAACUCAGUGAGCAUUUCCUUGUACAGUUAAUAUAAUGAGCUUUGUGUA
Messenger RNA from Penaeus indicus, 3039 nucleotides. It is a transcript of the gene kermit, whose product is annotated as PDZ domain-containing protein GIPC1-like. The transcript is spliced from 7 exons. Gene Ontology annotation, molecular function: protein binding. The record is from RefSeq and is a predicted model, not a curated record. NCBI's taxonomy places the organism in Eukaryota, Metazoa, Arthropoda, Malacostraca, Decapoda, Penaeidae. Bases 189 to 1163 code for a protein of 324 amino acids.